AGAGGAAGUCAAAUUGAAUAAUAAUUUCAUUUAUAUAGCGUCAACAUUGUAAAGAUUUUAAUGGUGCUUGCAGAUUAAUUCGUUUGAACUCUUGAGACUAAUCAAGAGUCGCGAUGGACUGUCCACUCAAAAGCGGUAACCCCAAGCCUAAUUUGAGUUCCAGACGGGGCAUAUAUGAAACUUCACUCAGCUGUGACGGCAUUAGUUUUCAUCACUUCCAUUGAUGGCGUGGCAGAUGAAUACAGCACACAAGGAAUACAAACCUUUAGCCUGUCAACUGAGGUAUGAUGGAUUUCUGGAUGACCUGAUUUUGUAAGUCAGAAGUGGCAGUUUAGAGUCUGCAAAUGUAACUAUUUCCAAAGAUAUAGAGUUAACGUCUUGUAAUUGUGUAUUUUUUGCAUAAAUCAAAAAUUAUUGCUUGCACACGUUAUUUGACACAUGCUUCGUAAGUGUAAAGAUCAAUCUAACUAAAUGUAUCCAUUAAUUGUCAAAGAUUCGGGGACACAAUUCAAGCAUCGAUUAUUUUCAUCUUGCUUUUACGGUCUCAAUUAUACAGCUCCAUAAGAUCAAAAAGCAUCGUUUCUUUGACACAUGAUUUUAUAUGGGUUUCGUGAGUGCACAAAUCUAUUUUUAAUCAAUGAAUUGAUGAAUUGUGACAUGCCUCGGGCAGAAUGAGGGUGGACGAUGGCGAGGAGAAAGGCGUGGAUUAGGAUUUGUGCUUGAAAGUGCAUUGGUGCCCCAUCCUUAUAGUGUCUUGAGAUCCGAUCAUAUUGAGAUGCUUUACAAACCAAUUUUUUUUACUCUGAAGUGAGACUUGUGGAAGCAUACGAUGCAUUCAUUUCAUUUUUUCUUUUUUAUAUCUCCCUUGUAUUCCUUUUUGCCAGUCGACGCAUGUCAGACAGGAACAUAAAAUAGAGUGUGAUCCAAGAUUGAUAAUUGUACUAGGAACCGCAUCAUUAUCGAUGUGUUGAAUAGUUGCAUUUCAUAGUUACACAGCAAGUGGCGAUCCUGUGUUUAUCUGCCACUUUACAAUAAUUCGGAUUUUUCUGAUGUACAAACACGAUCUUCUUCUUCUCAGACGAGGAGACUGUUGAGCCCUCUUCGGGUUUCAUCAUCCGUCUCGUGAUGCCGAUGCAAGUCGGCAGUCAAGUCGUAACCUCAUCAUCCCCACACGACGGAACCACACAAGGUCUGUCUGCUGGCAGCCACGUUUCCAGGACAGUUCCGCCAACGACAGCGACGAUAACACCGCCGGUAACAACGGCGGUCACCGCAAUGACCGGCAGCGGCAUUCGUAUUGACCGCUGCUUCGCGGAAAUGAAACCAGACAUGCAGGAGCAGUCCGCUCAGCCCAGAGCUUCGAUCAUCGCGCAACAGCCAGCCGCGCCCACCAGAGGCAACAAGCUGUACUUCUGCAACCUGUGCGGCCAGGGUUUCACACAGAACGCCAUGCUCAACGUCCACCUGCACAAGCACACGUGCGAAAAGCUCUACAUAUGCGCCAUGUGCGGCCGAGGCUUUUCCAGCAGCACCAACCUGAACAUCCAUGAGCGGACCCACACAGGCGAGAAGCCAUACCGCUGCGGAGUGUGCGGCCAGGCGUUCACGCAGCCCAACAGCCUCAAACGACAUCAGCGCAUGCACACCGGCGAGAAGCCAUACCGCUGCGGAGUAUGCGGCCAGGCGUUCACGAGCAAGCCCAACAUGAUAUACCACCAAGGCAAGCACCUGAGCUAGACACCGCCACAACCUCUGCCACCGCAGUGAUGCACGGUUGUGCAUUGGUGCUGGUGCGUACCUUCAAACACGAAAUGGGUUGUGUGUGACCCUCGGUAUUAAUACUGAGACACGGGAACUUCCACAUCACUACAGGGGUGCUGCCCUAUGCAAACUUUCCUUGGUUAAAACCUCUAUCCUCGCUGUUCUAUUUUCCAAUUUGAUCUGCUGUUGGUAAAUUCAUCAAGAUUUGAUUGCAUUUAGAUACUAUGUACAUUGAAAUUGUCAUUUGCACUGCCUUUUUGGAAAUGGCUGUGGUGGCGUGCAUAUAGUCCAAAUAUAUUAAUGAAAUCAUGUUUGGACAUUGCAAAAACUGGAUUUUUUUUCAGAAAGUUGAAAAAAAAGUUAUUUUUCUACAUACCAUGUUUCCUAGGAUUUAGGGUAUAGGAGUAAAUGUCAGGGACAAGUAUUCUAAUCGAUUAAGAUUUAUUCGACAAUUUUAUAGCACGAGUUAUUUGUCAAAUUAUAAAUCGUUGUUACAAACGUUCACAAGGAAAGUCAUACAUUGCUUCUCCCUAAAUUAUCUUUCAAACCACUUUCUUUGGCCAAUGGUUUGGAAAAAAAUCCCUUCAUAAAAAAAUCAUUAAUGGUUGCCGUUAUCCUGAACUACAGUAAUUUACAUAGUUUGCAACCCU
Messenger RNA from Petromyzon marinus (sea lamprey), 2411 nucleotides. The record is from RefSeq and is a predicted model, not a curated record. NCBI's taxonomy places the organism in Eukaryota, Metazoa, Chordata, Hyperoartia, Petromyzontiformes, Petromyzontidae.